This is a messenger RNA of Cantharellus anzutake, 1637 nucleotides long. RefSeq lists its product as uncharacterized. The coding region runs from base 325 to 1314 and encodes 329 amino acids. NCBI's taxonomy places the organism in Eukaryota, Fungi, Basidiomycota, Agaricomycetes, Cantharellales, Hydnaceae. The record is from RefSeq and is a predicted model, not a curated record. The transcript is spliced from 5 exons.
UUCAUUUGAAUGAAGCGCCCCCCCGCAAAUACUCACAUGCUGAAGCCGCUAAUUGGCAUUCUUAUACACUAGAAGUAACUCGCUCCAUGCCGGGGUUGUCCCUGCAACGAGUAUGGAACCCUUCCAGAUGUUCGGAUUGUCUAUGCCGUUAAAGAGAGGCUGGUCACCUGCCUCAAGCUAUCGGAUUGUGGGCGUUUAUUAUGGAAUGAGCCACCGAAAAAUUCCCGAUACUCCGUAGCGGGUCCUGUAAAUUUAGGCCCCACUCUGUGCACAUGGUCCUCUGUAACCUAGGGUCCUUCUUUCCCAUUCUGACGAUAUGACGAUAUGACGAUACAAUUCCGGCUGAUUCCGCUACAAUGCAACUCACGCCACAACACCAUCCACCUCACAAUGCAUCAGCACGUCCGAGUUCUCACUAUGGCUUCUUCUGAUUUCAACCAUCCAUCUCAUGCUACCUUUGCAACUCAAUCACGUCCGACAACUUCCUCUAACUUGAAUUUGUGGUCAUACUCAUUUUUGAAUGAUGUGUUGGACCUCGAUCCACCCACCAUCAGUCAUUAUGCAUACCUUCAUGGUUUAUAUUCCACGUCAUUAACGACCCAUGACAUGCGAUUACAUCUAAUGCAUCAUAUUCUGCAUGCUCACUGCUACGGCUCUCCGUUUGAUGGUUGUGUUGAAGAAUGUAACCAGCUUCCGCCAAUUGAUGAUCACCUCCAACGACUGCAUGACUUCCUUCUCUCUCAAUCUUUCGCCCAUCAACACCAAACUUUAGUUGGUGCUGCUCUAGGUGUUCAAUGUGCAAAUGAAUCCGUCAGUGGGGAUCCACACUUCCUCCAUGGCAUCAUUCGACGCUGUCAACAAAUCCCCGCUGCAUUUCCUGACGCAUUGACAAUUCUUUGUAAUCUGGAUCGAAUAAGUCAUCAAGACUUAGUCGCUCUAUGUCGAUUCCACCAUCUCCAUCGUCACAUCCCAAAAAUUCUCAAUCGUGUCCAAUUACGCUCCAUUGUGUUUGACCACAUAGUCACCGACUCCCCCUGUGAUUUUGGUCGUAUCUCACACUUUGAACAACCUUCUCGUUCUCGAUGUCGUCCACUGACACUCUCUCAGUCAGAACGCGCAAACCAUUUAGCCCACUUUUUAACUCAAGUCACACGAGCUGAUAUAUGCAAUCUAUCGAACACUGUCUGCUUCGUUUUGUGGCCGAUCAGUUCCCAUCUUUCCACCCUUCUGACAUGGAUCCUUAUCAAGAAUGUUUGGUUUGUGCGGUGUGUGGUGAGUCCAAAUUCUUCGACCAAAUGCUUCCUCAACCUGUAGAUUUGAACAAUUACGAUUAUCACUUACUCCACAGUGACUAUCCCUCGAACGCUCCUCACCCUUUUCCUGAUCAUCCUCUGCUCCAACAUAUCAUGUUAUGUCCGGCCGGAGUCCCCUCCCAUACCCAAUCCGUCCCGAUGAUUCGGAUUUGCCACGUCUGUCAUCGAUCUCUCAAGCGACAUUGCCUACCACCUACAUCUAUCGCCAAUGAUCUUUACUUCGGGCCCAUUCCGAAUGAACUCCGUAAACUUUCUCUAGUUGAAGAAGCACUGAUUGCUCGACGGCAUGCCAAAACAUGGAUCAUACAUCUGCAAGAUGAUGGA